UCAACCUCAUCAUUAUUUACUAACCGUCACCACCGUUUAUUAACCGCGACUAACCCUGCCCAACUCAGCAAAGCAACCAUCUCAUCUCAUCUCAUCCCAUCCGUUCCGAACACAGAAUAACCGAACCAAUAUGUCAGACCCCAUCCCCUCCGCCACGACAACCACCACCUCCGAACUCCCUUCAGCCUCAGCGGCCGCUGAAGAUCGCAAAGCCGCCGCCGCCCUCUCCUCCUUAAACACCACAGAAAUCACCUCCGAAACCGCAGCGUCAGAAACCAAGCAGCCGUCCUCAGCAGAUCAGGAGGCGCUGGGUAAGGCGAUGAGUCGGUUGGAGAUUGCGGCAGAGGGUACAAAGAGCCAUGCUGGUUCAAAGGGGAAGGGCGAGGGUGGAAGUAAGACAAGUGAAGCUAAGAAGAAGGCUGCUGCUGUUGCGGCUGUAAAGGUCUCGGGGGACGAUGUGUCUUUGUUGGUUGGAAUUGGAAGGAAGCUGAUUGGCUUACUUCCCCAGAUGAAUGAGCUAGACCUUAGUAAAAUCAAAGCGACGGAGCUUUUGAAAGCGCAUGAGGGGGAUUCAAGGAAGGCAAUCCGGGCGUUUAUUAGGCCAGCAACUGCUGUGGCCUAGGUUUAUGUUGCAUUUGCUUGGGCUUCUUGGGUUGCUGGGAGUAGGUCGUUUGGUAUACAGUACUGCCAUACUUUCACUGGAGUUGUCUCAUUGGGUUGAGAGAGUCAACGGGCUUGGCUCUGAGUCUGGCGUUUGGUUCAUUCUUAUACUACGGAGCUGGUAAAUGAAGAGCUAUGAGUUAGUUCUUCGUCCUAACUGAUAUUUGAUUGAGCAAAGCUCUUUCUUGUGUCAUAAAUCAUGAUCAUUUCUCGUAUA
Molecule: messenger RNA, 877 nt
Organism: Aspergillus nidulans FGSC A4
Lineage: Eukaryota; Fungi; Ascomycota; Eurotiomycetes; Eurotiales; Aspergillaceae
Product: huntingtin-interacting protein K
Exons: 2
Coding region: 131-622 (163 amino acids)
Source: RefSeq, a predicted model, not a curated record